AGAUGGAGGCUAAUCUGGGAGGAACUGAGAUCCUUGAGCCACUUAAACACAUUUACAGACAGCCCUCCAUUCCCAGUCAACCUCGACAAAAGGAGGAGGCCACGCUCAGUUCAUCACAGGGGCCGACAGGAUGCAGCCCAAAGUGAUGCAGUCGCUGCGGUUCGCUCUGCAACCGGCCAUGGUGGACGUCUCAGUCAAGUGGGAUCUGCCAAGCGGAGUCUCUGUCACCGCUCUCUCUCCACCGAUCGCAGCACUUUUCCAGGGUCAAAGGUCACUGGUUUACGCCCAGUUCACUGGACAGAGUUCGGAGGCGUCAGAGGGCUGUGUGACGGUGGCGUACAGCCUGGCAGGUCAUCCCUCUCAGACCCAGCUCCACUUCAGUCUCAAACCUGCAGAGGACUCUGGACUAACGGUCCACAGGUUGGCCGCUCGGACCGUGAUCCGCUCUCUGGAGAUGGAGGUGGGAGAGCCUGGAGGACAGGAAGACGACGCAGGAGGGCAGAAGAAGGUGGUGGAGCUCAGCGUCCAAUCAGGAGUGAGCAGUGUCUUCACCGCCUUCAUUGCCGUCAACAAAUCCAACAGCGAAGCUAUUCAAGGACCUCUGCUGUGCAGAACGAUUCCAACAUCCUGUAAUCUCAGAGGGAUGGCGCCCUGUUCGAUGAGAAUGAUGGACGAAGAUGACACGCUUGAUAACGAUCGGCCCAAACAGCCCCCCAGAGACCCUUUGCUGCACCUGGUCUCCCUGCAGAAGGCGUCUGGCUGCUGGUGUCUGGAUCCACAUCUGGCUGCUGCACUGGGGAAGACCAGCGAGGAGGUGGAGAAGCCCAAGCCUGCAUCGGUGAAGCAGGACGUGUGGGCCACCAUUCUGGCUCUGAUCUGGCUUCAUGGUUUCAAGAUGGAUGCUCAAGAGGAGUGGGAGCUUCUGGCUAUGAAGGCUGUGUCCUGGCUGCGAGCUCAGAAAGCAUCAUUGGUGACGGAGUGUGUGGAAGCAGGAAAUGCUCUGUUGGGUUGCAACGUGCAGAAAGACGCCGUGGGGCUCUGAGGUGUUCAUUGAAGGAGCUUCUCCUGCAGGAUUGGUCCCCUCUGGUACAUCAAAGCAGAUUCACUCCAUCGUGUACUUCAAAUCAAUUAAUCCAUUUUAGGUCAACUAGUGUGUAGAACAACUUUAAACUAAACUCAAUUUUGAAAAA
Messenger RNA from Gasterosteus aculeatus aculeatus (three-spined stickleback), 1190 nucleotides. The record is from RefSeq and is a predicted model, not a curated record. Lineage: Eukaryota; Metazoa; Chordata; Actinopteri; Perciformes; Gasterosteidae.